GAAGAGAACCUCUACUUUACUACAAAGAGAGAGAGAGACAGUGAUUUUGUUCUGCUAGAGAGGAGUUAUUUUGCUGCCUUUUGAUAUUUAUUGUGUCUCUUUCGUCCACUUACUGACAAAGCAUAACAAUCUUCCCGUUAUAUUUGAAUUGCUGCAGGGAACUGGAGAAAUGAAAGCCAUGGUAGAACGUUUGAGGCCUCUUGUGGGAGCUAAUGCUUGGGAUUACUGUAUUUUGUGGAUGCUAUCACAAGAUAAUAGGUUGUUGGAAUGGAUGGGCUGCUGCUGUGGAGGGAGAGAGAGAGGAGAGUCUUACCAAAGUGGAGAUUAUCCCACAGAUCAGCCAUGUAGAGAUAUUGCUACUUCCCCACACCAAAGAACAAGGGCUUGCGAUGAGCUCUCAGAAUUCCCUUCAUCCAUUCCCAUGGACGAUUGCUUAGCCUAUCUUCCAUCUUUCAGGAAUUAUGCAGAAACAUUGGUAUCAAACCAGUUCUCAUGGCAAACCAAUGUGAGCGACUCCUUCGGUUCACUUGAGAAGGAAGCUGCAAGGACCAGGGUAUUGAUUCCCAUUCCGGCCGGUGGCCUGGUUGAGCUCUUCGCUUGGAAACAUAUGGUCGAAGACCAACAAAGCAUCAACUUCGUCGUCUCUCAAUGCCAUCCUUCCCCCUACGAAUCCAUAACCCGCGCCGCCGCCAGUUGCCAAGAGCUCGAACCCCUCAACGACUGCCACUACCCACCACCCGCUGCCGACCACCAAACCCUUCCAUGGGACAUCACCUGCGACCAAUUUCGCCACUACAACUCAUCCCUUAUCGGAGCGUACGAGCAAGCACCGCUGAUGAUAAGUUGUGCAGAGAACUCGGAGGGGGUGGAAGUAGAGAAGGAUUUGGGGCUGGAUGGGAGUGAUCAGGGGGAGGAUGAGGAUGAACAGGGACGGGCCGGGCGAGGCGGAAAGCGGCAUCAUUCGAAGAAUUUGCUUGCGGAGAGAAAAAGAAGGAAGAAGCUCAAUGAUCGGCUCUAUGCUCUUCGUGCACUUGUUCCGAACAUCACAAAGAUGGAUCGAGCUUCAAUCCUGGGGGAUGCAAUCGAGUAUGUGAUGGAGUUGCAGAAGCAGAUCAAAGACCUGCAGAAAGAGCUGGAGGAAGCCACUCCUGAUGGCGAUGACGUUGCAAAACAGUUGGGAAGCAACAACAACAGUAACUGUCAGUUGGAGGUCUCAAACCCUAAUGAUGAUUCUCUAAAUAGCGCAAAGAUGGUGCCAUCGACGUUGGCUACGACCACUAAAACCCCUACCGAUGACAAAGGGCCGCAGAUGGAGCCUCUUGUUGAGGUGCGACCAGUGGAAGGCAAUGAGUUCUUUUUGAAGGUGUUUUGUGAACAAAGGCCUGGUGGAUUUGUGAGGUUAAUGGAGGCAAUGAGCUCCUUGGGGCUAGAGGUCACCAAUGCUAAUGUUACCACCUUCAAGGCUCUUGUACUUAAUGUUUUCAGAGUGGAGAAAAGAAAUAGUGAAGGAGUUCAAGCAGAGCAACUGAGAGAUUCAUUACUGGAAGUGACGAGAGAAGCAGGAGGAGAAUGGAUGGAAAUAGUCUCUAAUGAUAUCAUGAAAGAUUUUCACCACCACCAUGGUCGCCUCAAUGACCAAUACCAUCUUCAUUGAUUGCAUAUCUAUGAGUUAUUGUGGUAUUGAAUGUUUAUUUGCCUCAAUAAGUAGUGAAAUUAUGUUUGAUGUAAUGUAAUUGUUAAGGAGAGAAUAGUUUAUAAUAUCACAAGUUUAGAUUGGUUUCCCCAUAAGAUUUUAUUAAAGGGAGCUAAGUGGAUGUUGUGGUUACAUGCAUAUUUAUUUUUGUAAUGAUCAUUUUGUGUUGCAUGAAUUUUAUUGUAUCAGAACACGUAAAGGGAAUGUAGCUUUUCACA
Phalaenopsis equestris is the source of this 1911-nucleotide messenger RNA. RefSeq names its product transcription factor ABORTED MICROSPORES. NCBI's taxonomy places the organism in Eukaryota, Viridiplantae, Streptophyta, Magnoliopsida, Asparagales, Orchidaceae. Gene Ontology annotation, biological process: regulation of DNA-templated transcription. The record is from RefSeq and is a predicted model, not a curated record. Bases 170 to 1654 code for a protein of 494 amino acids. Gene Ontology annotation, cellular component: nucleus. Gene Ontology annotation, molecular function: protein dimerization activity; sequence-specific DNA binding; DNA-binding transcription factor activity. The transcript is spliced from 9 exons.